UAUGCUGCCAUUAAAAGUCACGGUGGUAAUUUUAAUUAUAAAUAAGUUAGUAGCCAAUUAAGUUCCGGGAACUAGUUCUGCAGAGCUGAUCCGCUGAUCACAAACGCAUAUCACAACACUGAAUGUUAGCGUUUUAGCGCACUGCCAGUUUGCCGGUCCAUUUUAUUUUUCAGCUUCGCGUAACGCGUGUACAUUUUCCGUUAAUAAAAAUAAACGAACAAAAAAGUCCUUAUUAAAUAAUAAUAAUGAUUUCGGACGACAGCGGUGUAAAAUUUUUCGAUCGCAAGUUUGUGGCAGCGAAUUUGCGAAGUCAGAUGCGGUGCCCAAAAUGCUCUAACGAAUAUUCUCACAAUUACAAGAGGGGAAUGGGAACAGAGAAUCAUCGUCCCUUCCUGCUGCCCUGUGGCCACAAUAUGUGUGAAUUCUGCAUUUCAAAGCAACGUCAGAAAAUCGACUUCAAAUGCGCCGUCUGCUUUAACUUGGCCCCGCCAACAAUCACAGCCAAAAAUCCGAAGUCAGCUGGUAAUAUACGCGACUAUUAUGAGCUCAACUAUCAUUUGUUGGGCGUAGCAAAUAGCUUGGGCUAUUUUAACCGUUACUCCGUGGACUCCGUUAACAAGUCGCUGCAACUCACCGCAAUGCAGGAAAUCGUCGUCGAAACGAAAUGUAGCGAAUGCUGCUUAAUGGCAGCCAAGGGCGAAUGCAAGCAAUGCAAUGCUUUCUACUGCAAGCGUUGCUUUGAAAACGUGCACAAUCACAGUCGGGUGCUGAAGACGCACUUUUUUUGAGCACCUCAACGUAAAGCAAGAUGGCGCCGACAAAGGGAUUCGAGUGGGCAAGAACUUCUUUCGUAUAC
Molecule: messenger RNA, 856 nt
Organism: Drosophila sulfurigaster albostrigata
Lineage: Eukaryota; Metazoa; Arthropoda; Insecta; Diptera; Drosophilidae
Exons: 2
Coding region: 246-788 (180 amino acids)
Molecular function (GO): metal ion binding
Source: RefSeq, a predicted model, not a curated record